AUGUUUCCUAUAAGAAAACAAUUGUCUGGAGUAGAAAAAAGGAAGAAAAAACAAAAGGAAGAAGCUUUAAUUCAAAGCCAAGUAGGAAGUCUUAAUAAGUACUUCACUAACAGCCAAAAAGCAGAGCAAACAGAAGUAGCUGAACAACUGAAUCAGGAUGACACUGAUAAUAUGUUGCAUGAUCAGAAACAUAGUGAAUUGAAUGAACUUCAAAAUGAAGACCAAAAACAAUAUGGAAAUGAUAAAGUUGAAGUCAAUAUGCCUGAAAAUAACAGUGAUGAAGAUAUAAAUCAAGAGAUCGUGUUCCCUUUAAAUGUUGAUGAUCCAGGAAAUUGGGACAAAAUGCAAAAUAUUAGGGAUUUUCUAGUUGAAAGAGGUCCUAGAAAAGAUGAUGAUAUUUUGUUUCCUCUUGAUAACACCGGCAGACACUUCAAUCCAUCACAUUAUAAGAGGCAAUUGCCAAAUGGUGAGAAAAGUGACAGAAGAUGGCUAGUGUAUUCUAUUUCUAUGGACAAGAUCUUUUAUUUCUGUUGUAAGUUAUUCAAGACUCAAAGAACCACAAUGAAACUUGGUCAUCUAGCUGACGAAGGAUACAAAGAUUGGAAGAAUAUCAGUCGAUGUCUCAGUCUUCAUGAAACUAGUAAAGAUCAUAUUGAUUGCAUGACUAGUUGGAUUGAAUUAGAAAGAAGACUUCGAAAGAAAAAGACAAUUGAUGAAAAUAUACAAGUAGCAAUUAACAAGGAGAGAGAACAUUGGAAACAAGUAUUGAAGAGAAUAAUUGCAGUUGUGCAAAGAAUUGUGAAGAAUAACUUGCCACUUCGGGGAGAUAAUGAGAAGCUUUAUGUUGAGAAUAAUGGAAUCUUUUUGCAGCUAAUUGAAAUGAUUGUUGAAUUUGAUCCAAUAAUGGAGGAGCACCUUCGGCGUGUUCAAGAAAGACAGAUUCAUUACACUUAUCUUGGACCCAAAAUCCAAAAUGAAUUGAUACAGAUGUUGGCGGCUGAAGUAAGAAGUUCAAUUGUUGCAAAAAUUAAACAUGCAAAGUAUUUCACUGUCAUACUUGAUUGCACUCCAGAUGCAAGUCACGAGGAGCAGAUGUCCCUUGUAAUUAGAUGUGUGGAUGAUUCAGAAAAUGCAAUAGUGGUUGAAGAAUUUUGGAUUGGAUUUUUGAAAGUUAAUGAAACUUCAGGACUUGGGCUUUUUACAGAGCUUAAAAAUAUUUUGAACAAUCUCGAACUUGACAUUGAUAAUAUAAGAGGUCAAGGAUAUGACAAUGGAUCUAAUAUGAAAGGAAAACAUAAGGGUGUACAGAGUAGAUUACUUGAAAUUAAUCCUAGAGCUUUCUACACUCCAUGUGGAUGUCACAGUCUUAAUCUCACAUUAUGUGAUAUGGUGAAAUGUUGUCCUAAAGCAAUGUCCUUUUUCGGUGUAAUACAACGCAUAUAUUCAUUAUUUUCUUCUUCUACCAAGCGGUGGCAAAUCUUCAAAGAUCAUGUGCAAGGUCUUACAGUCAAGCCACUAUCACAGACACGAUGGGAAAGCCAUGUUGACAGCAUGAAGCCCAUAAAAGAUCAAACUUCGAAAAUACGAGAUGCUUUAAUUGAUUUGGCAAACAUUUCUGAUGACUCAAAAAUAAAGAGUGAAGCUGAGGGUUUGGCAUCAUUUGAACUUGAGAAUUUUGAGUUCGUGUUUGGAAUGGUAAUUUGGUAUAAGUUGUUAUAUGAGAUUAACAUUGUUAGUAAGUUUCUCCAAGCAGAAAAUAUGGAUAUUGAUAUUGCUAUUAGACAAUUAAAAGGACUUAUUUCUUCUCUCCAAGAGUUUAGAGAAUCUGGAUUUGAUCAAGCAUUAAUUGAAGCUGAACAUAUUGCAAGUGAAAUGGGAAUUGAACCUAUUUUUCGAGAAAAACGCAUCAUCCGAAGAAAGAGACAAUUUGAUGAGAUCAAUAGUGAAGAGGUAACCCAGUCUCCUAAAGAAUCUUUUCGAGUUAAUUACUUCCUAUUUAUAAUUGAUCAAGCUCUUUCUUCACUUCAAACUCGGUUUGAACAAUUUCAAAAAUAUGAAGAAACAGUUGGAUUUUUAUUUAGUUUGGAGAGAUUGAAGUAUAUUGAUGAUGAUAGUCUCUUACACUCAUGUGUCAAUCUUCAAGAGUCUUUAACACAUGAUGGACACUCUGAUGUUGAUGGAUCAGAUUUAUAUUUAGAACUAAAGUUGUUAAGACACUCAUUACCAAAAGAAUCAAAAAGAGCGAUUGAUGUGCUGAAUUAUUUGAAGAAAAUGGAUAGUUGUUAUCCAAAUGCUUAUAUUGCUUAUCGAAUUUUGCUGACUAUACCAGUUACAGUUGCAUCUGCUGAAAGGAGUUUUUCCAAGUUGAAAUUGAUCAAAACUUAUCUCCGAUCAACUAUGUCGCAAGAAAGACUAAAUGGCUUGGCUAUGCUAUCUAUCGAGAAAAAAGUGGUUGAGAAAGUUGAUUAUGCUAACUUAAUCAAUACUUUUGCUUCUAAAACUGCGAGGCGAGCAAUAUUCAAGUGA
This is a messenger RNA of Zingiber officinale, 2526 nucleotides long. RefSeq names its product zinc finger MYM-type protein 1-like. NCBI's taxonomy places the organism in Eukaryota, Viridiplantae, Streptophyta, Magnoliopsida, Zingiberales, Zingiberaceae. The transcript has a single exon. The record is from RefSeq and is a predicted model, not a curated record. Gene Ontology annotation, molecular function: protein dimerization activity. Bases 1 to 2526 code for a protein of 841 amino acids.